CGAUGUCAGCGGUUCCGAGUGGAGCUCUUGUUCCCGGACCCACCGGCAUUGUCCAUCCCGGGGAGAAGCCCGGGCCCACGGCUGGGGGCCAAGGGUCACUGCGGCCUGACCAGCUGGGCGGCCUGGUGCACUGUCUCCUGCACCGCUUCAAAAGAAGAGCUGGCGGCCCAAACGGAACUGGUGUCCCCGCUGGGGAGUGGGGUGGCGAAGGCCUCCUGGAGUGUGGCGGCGGUUGUGGGGAGUUGCUGGCCGAGCCCGUCACCCUGCCCUGUGGGCACACCUGGUGCCGGCGCUGCCUGUGGAGGAGACCUCGCUGCCCGGCUUGUGGCGAGGAGGCGGCCAGCGGUCAGUCUCUGCGACCGAACGUCAUUCUGAGCCACUUGAUUGCUAAGUGGUUCCCGGCGGAGGUCAGCCGGGCCCGGGAUAAAAUCAAACUGGAGGAGCUGCUGGCCCAGUGUCGCUUCUCAGAGGCAUUGACCCUGCUGGAGCAACUGGAACUGAAACCCAGUGAUGUGGCCCUACAAAGCUAUAAGGCUGAAUCGUAUGCUGGGCUUCAACAGUUCAAAGAAGCAUGGGAAGAUAUGGAAGCAGUGUGUUCAAGAAGGCCUGCUUGGCCAGAGGGAUACUUUGGAAAAGCUAGAGUCCUGUCUACCAUGGGGCUGAUCGAUGAAACUGUACAGUCAUUUCCUCAGUGUUUGGCCUUGGAUGAAGAUUCUACUCCAGCAAAAGUAGAAGUGGAAAAGAUGUCAAGUAUGCCAAAAAAUUCAGAGGGAGAGUCAGCGUGUCUGAGUUGGACUCGAUCUGUUCAGUUAUUACAUAGGGUGGAAAACCUUGUUGGUUUCAAAAGGGUUUCUUCAGCCCCACUGCUUACAUGCCAAGAAAAGGCAGUUCGACUGAAAAGAAAGUUGCCUUUCAGCGAUCAAGAAACAAAGGAAACUGGCGAUACAAAGAGUAAAUGCCAAAAGUGGGAUACUGAACAACCAUUCCAUGCACUGCAUUUUGAGAGAACAUUAACUAAGGAUCUAGUAGAUGCAGCAGAUUUUGAGUGUUCUCUUUGUAUGAGAUUGUUCCUGGAGCCUAUCACUACACCUUGUGGCCACACCUUCUGUAAAUGUUGUUUGGAACGAAGUUUGGACCAUAGUCCACUAUGUCCACUUUGUAAAGACAGCCUCAAAGAAUAUCUUGAAAAUAGGAAAUAUGCUGUCACCUAUUUAUUGGAAGAAGUAAUUGCAAGGUAUCUUUCUGAAGAACAAUGUGAAAGACAAAGGAUUCAUAAUGAAGAAACUGCAGAACUUUCAAAUUUGACGAAAAAUGUUCCCAUUUUUGUGUGCACUAUGGCAUAUCCUACUGUGCCUUGUCCUCUUCAUAUUUUUGAGCCACGGUAUAGGCUUAUGAUUCGAAGAUGCAUUGAGACUGGUACAAAACAAUUUGGAAUGUGCAUCAGUGACCCACAUAAUGGAUUUACAGAUUAUGGCUGUAUGCUGCAUAUAAGAAACACUCACUUCCUUCCCGAUGGACGAUCUAUUGUGGAUACUAUUGGAGGAAAAUGUUUCAAGGUUUUGGAAAGAGGACAAAGAGAUGGAUAUUACAUUGCCAAUAUUGAAUACUUGAAAGAUGUUAAGGUUACAGGAGAGGAAUUGGAUAAACUUAUAGAUCUUCAUGAUGAGGUGUAUGCACAAGCUUGCAAAUGGUUUCAAAACUUGAAGAGUAGGUUCCAUAGUCAAAUCCUUCAGCACUUUGGUCCAAUUCCAGAGAGAGAGAGAGAUUUACAGGACCCCCCAAAUGGGCCUGCUUGGUGUUGGUGGCUUCUUGCUGUUCUUCCUGUGGAUCCCAAGUAUCAGCUUUCUGUGUUGUCUAUGACAUCCUUGAAGGACCGCUUAAUCAAAAUUCAGAAGAUUUUGACAUACUUCUCCAAUGCAAGAGAUCAAUCCAAGUGACAAUCAGCUGGGACUUGCUUCAAGGAUCAUAAAAUCCUCUUUCUAACUGUGGUUGGAUUGUUUGCUGUUCUUUUCAUAUGCAGUGCUGAUUUCAGUAAGAUGCAAAUAGCUGAUGUAGUCUUGAAAAGAAUUGCAAAAUAUGCUGUUAACAGAAAACUGACCUUAUUUAUUUCCUCCCAAGAAAGGUUUGUGACAGACGAACCACUACUCCAUUUCUAUGAAAUUUUGAACAGACAGAAAUUCCAUGUUUUUUUUUAUACUUAGUUUUGAAAUUAUACUGAUUUACUUGAACUAGCAGUACUAGAUGCAGAGUUCAAAGCACAAUAGAUGUGUUCUGGUCCUUGAGCAAUAUAAUUACUAGAAAUUUGGAAACUUCCAUCUGAUUACCACAAAUAAUUUGAGUUUGCCAUUACCUAUCCUGAAUUGGCAAAAUAUUGCUAUGGUAUGGGUGCUGGCAACCCUGCGACCCAUAGUGAGAAACUGACAUGUUGCAAGUUAGUUAUUUGACCCUGGCAUAGCUGUGCAUCAUGUGCCCUCACUUGUUGGCAGUAUACACACACUUUACAGCAAGAGCAACUAGAUAGCCGACGAGCAGUUUUCACUUUCCUCAGCACGUCACAAUUUUACAUGGUCAAAACUGACCAACUCUACACAAAACCAAUUAUCAAAACUGGGACUUUCUAGUACGUGUGACUUAUUAUCACGUCAGACAUAUGUCACAUACAAUUCUGAGGCAAGAUUCUCCAAUUCUGUGAAACGGUAUAACUGUGCUGUGCACUAAUUGCAUACCAUAAGAAAAUUAUUAUCCUAAUAAAUUAGAGGCCAACCUUAAUACAGUUUGUGUUUUUAGACUUGAAAUUAUUGGCUCAAAUACAGAUUACAUUUUGCUAAUCAGUCUGAGCAAUAAAUUAUGAACAGUCUGUUUUUGUUUUAAAAAGCAAAAAUCCUUGCAUUUAGUGUUGUAAUAGUUUGUAUCUUUGCUCCAAUGACUUGUAUUUUCUUUGCAAUUAUGUGCUGGCAUUGUGUGAUUAUGCCAGGCAUUGCCUUUCUGAUCUGUAAAUUUGUAAAAGGUUUCUACAAAAUUUUAGCUAUGAACUGUAUAUUUAUUUUUUGAAUAAACUAAAGAUCAGAAAUGAAAA
Rhincodon typus (whale shark) is the source of this 3076-nucleotide messenger RNA. RefSeq names its product LON peptidase N-terminal domain and ring finger 1, like (gene lonrf1). The record is from RefSeq and is a predicted model, not a curated record. Bases 3 to 1937 code for a protein of 644 amino acids. The transcript has 11 exons. Gene Ontology annotation, molecular function: protein binding. Lineage: Eukaryota; Metazoa; Chordata; Chondrichthyes; Orectolobiformes; Rhincodontidae.